Messenger RNA from Paralichthys olivaceus (Japanese flounder), 2238 nucleotides. RefSeq names its product kelch-like protein 10. Lineage: Eukaryota; Metazoa; Chordata; Actinopteri; Pleuronectiformes; Paralichthyidae. Gene Ontology annotation, molecular function: protein binding. The record is from RefSeq and is a predicted model, not a curated record.
UCCCAUCACUUAACAGGCCAGUUAAGCUCAAGAUAACACCAACUAACCUGCAGUUGCUGUGUUUUAAAAAAUGAGUUUAAUGCUUAAAGGGCCCACUACGAGGGAGAAAUUCUGCGAUGCAGUCAUUGAAGUUGAGGAUGUCAAGUUUCCAAUUCACAGGAUCAUUCUCUGUAACUGCAGCACCUUCCUCCAAUCUCUCUUUGAAAACUGGCCCACACAAAAGACUGUUGAAUUACCCGUCAUGUCUCCUAAGAUCAUGCAGCUAAUCAUUGAGUUUGCAUAUACCAACACCGUUUCUGUGACCGUGGACAACGUACAGGAAUUAAUGCUUGCAGCUGAUUUGCUCAAUGUUACAGGCAUCAUACAAAUCUGCUCUGACUUCAUGGCAGAGGAGCUUUGCCCAAACAACUGCAUCGGCAUCUGGCAGUUCACAAAUGUCUGCUUCAGCUCUGAGCUGCAAGCCAAGGCCUUCAAUUAUAUCACUGAUUGCUUUGAGGAGGUUAUUCCCUGUAAAGAGUUCCUGCAACUCACUGUGCAAGAGUUAGCCAUAAUCCUUGGUAGCAAUGAUCUCAACGUAAGGGUAGAGAGUACUUUGUUUGAUGCCAUCCUUCGCUGGAUCGCCCACAUACCUGAAAAACGCGAAGGACACAUCACUGUGCUUUUGUCUAAGGUCCGUCUGGCUCUGACAAGCAAGGAUUACAUUAUGUCCAAUGUGAUGUCCAACAAGCUGGUGAAGAAAACCUCUGAGUGCAUGAAAAUUGUCUCAAGUUACCUCAAGCUCAUGACAAACAAUACUCCAUUGUCAGGCAGUGAGAUCAGCAAAUCAGUAGCCUAUCAUCGUCUGCCUAAAGCCAUCCUGUUGGCCAUUGGAGGCUGGAGCAAAGGCCAUAUAACUAGCCAUGUUCAAGCGUACGAUAUCCGCGCUAACAUAUGGACCAAGAUUUAUAACAAUAUGAAGCGUCCUCGAACCAAUCAUGGUGCUGCCUUCCUCAAUGGGUAUGUCUACUGUGUUGGUGGCGCAAAUGGAGGUUUUAGUGGACGUUUUGAGUAUUUAAACAGUGUAUGCAGGUUGGACUUGAGCAAACACAUCUGGCAGGAUGUGGCAAACAUGCACUGUCGUCGCAGCAGUGUAACCGUAACAGUGCUGAACGGGGUCAUAUAUGCCAUUGGAGGCCGGGAUGAACGUGGUCCACUCCAAAGUGCAGAGUGCUAUUUCCCUAAAACCAACCAGUGGAAACGUAUUGCAAUCAUGAAUGAGCAGAGAAGUGAGGCCUCUUGCACAACACUCGAUGGCAAGAUUUACAUUUGUGGUGGUUCACAUGGGAACAUUGCCCUGCAAACGGCUGAAUAUUACAAUCCACAGACAGACCAGUGGACUAUGAUCAACCCCAUGAACAACAGGCGCGGUGGAGUUGCAGUUAUUGGAUUUGAAAACCGAAUCUAUGCAUUUGGUGGCCUUGACGGCCAAAUUCGUCUGAGAACUGGGGAAGUCUACAACCCCCGGUCCAACACCUGGCAUGCUGUGUCCUCAAUGCUGACACCCCGAAGCAACUUUUGCCUCGCAGAGAUUGAAGGCCGGAUCUUUGCUGUUGGGGGCAGAAGCGUCUUGUGCAAUAACGCUAAUGUUGAAUACUAUGACCCUAAAACUGAUGAGUGGUUUGAGGCCAUGGACGAAAGGUUUUCUCUCCGCGGGCAAGGCUGCUGUGUUAUACAUGGAAUCCCCAACUUGGCCGACUAUACUUCCCCUCGUUAUGUGCCUUGGAUUUUAGAUAUGCAGGUCAUAAAGGAGGACCCAGAAGAUAAAUGUGAGCUAAGCUUCUAGCCCUAAAACCUGUCCAAUAGUGUGUUAGUCACUCCUCUCAUCUCUCCGCCAUGCAAGCACAAUCCAUGAUGGUAGUGUUGUGAUUAUACUACAUUAAACAUGGCACCAUUAAAUUAUGUGCUUUUGGGCAUUCAAUAAAUUUGGCUAUCAGAAAAAAUAUUAAAUAUUAAUAUUAUGGGUAACAAUGAGUGCACUAUAGAGGGUAGGGGGUGGGCGAUAUAUCGAAUAAACUUGAUGACUGUGCUCAGAGUGAGUUGAAGAUUACACACACAUGCACACACAGGCCCUGGGACUCCGCCCCGAAUCAUUCAGCUACACAGUGAGAUCAGAGCGCGUUAACCCUGUAAGACCCAAAUAUCGAAAAACCUAAAAAAAAAAAUUUUUUACUUUUAGGAUGUUGUUGUGGGAGGCCUCUU